UAGUAGUUAAUCAAAGUAAAACUUGCCACAAGAAAAUAUUUUUUUAAUGGCAAAUUGCCAUGUUGCCAUUUUAGCGUGUUUGACAGAUUUGACAUUGACAAUUAAAAGUGAGGUUAUGAAAUUUGAGUUAUGUUUAUGUAGCGAUCUUGUCCCACUUGUCCACAAAAAUAAAUGGUAUUAAAUUAAAAUAACAUGAUCGGUACUUAUUAUUUUGUGAUUGUAGGGCACAAUGAUAAACCGCUUUUUGAAAUGGAAUUUACAAACAGCAAAGAUUCUAAGAAGGAAGACCACAGACAUUUAAACCAAUUUAUAGCACAUUCAGCUUUAGAUUUAAUUGAUGAACAUCAAUGGAAAUCCCAUGCAAUGAAUUUAAAAUCUGUAGAUAAAUUUAACCAAUGGUUUGUCUCAGCAUUUGUGACGGCUAGUCUCAUAAGAUUCGUUAUUGUUCAUGACAAUCGUAAUGAUGAUGGCAUUAAGAACUUCUUUUCUGAAAUAUAUGAGGCAUAUAUUAAACAUUCCAUGAACCCAUUUUAUGAAGAAGACACACCUAUUAAAUCACCUGCAUUUGAGAAGAAAGUACAGAUACAUGGAAAAAAAUAUCUGUCUAAUUAAUUUAUGUUAUCUUUUUUUGUACAUAUUAUUAGAGUAAAUUAAAUUUAUGUAUAAGUUAA
This is a messenger RNA of Diabrotica virgifera virgifera (western corn rootworm), 671 nucleotides long. RefSeq names its product probable trafficking protein particle complex subunit 2 (gene Trs20). The record is from RefSeq and is a predicted model, not a curated record. Gene Ontology annotation, biological process: endoplasmic reticulum to Golgi vesicle-mediated transport. Gene Ontology annotation, cellular component: nucleus; TRAPP complex; cytoplasm. The coding region runs from base 193 to 612 and encodes 139 amino acids. The transcript has 2 exons. NCBI's taxonomy places the organism in Eukaryota, Metazoa, Arthropoda, Insecta, Coleoptera, Chrysomelidae.